UUCGUGGCCCACCCCAACUGCCAGCAACAGCUGCUGACGAUCUGGUAUGAGAACCUGUCUGGCCUGAGGGAGCAGACUAUCGCUGUGAAGUGCCUGGUGGUGGUGGCUGUGGCCCUGGGUCUGCCCAUGCUGGCUGUGGGUUACUGGUUCGCCCCUUGCAGUCGGGUAAGAGUACCACGUCCACUGACAUACCCACUGAGUGUCGCUUACCAGCCUGAAACACUUUGGUCAGAAUUCCAAUGUAGUUGUAGUCAGAGAAAUGUUGAUGGAGUCUGUUUGUUUAUAAACUGCACAAAUGCUUGUAUGUACGUGCACGCUGAGAUGUUGAACUGUUGCACCCUCUAUAACCACUCUGGUUAUUAUUUGACCCUGCUGGUCAUCUAUGAACGUUUGAACAUCUUGAAGAAUGAUCUGGCCUUGUAGCUGAAAUGUACAAUAGGUACAUGUGUUAUUGUUUUUGUUUUGAGAAAAUGAGCAUGGUGGAGAAAAAACCACAGUACAUACUCUGCUGUUCCAUCGUGCGUGAAAUGAUGUACAAUGAUGUCAGAGGUGUUCGUUGUUUGCCGUAACGUCUUUGUUGUAAUAUCGCAAACGGACGUGGCAGUUUCACCGCUAUAAUCUCCACCCGACACAGCCAGAAGAGGACUGGCCACCCCUCAGAGCCUGGUUCCUCUAGGUUUCUUCCUAGGUUCCUGCCUUUCUAGGGAGUUUUCCCUAACCACUGCCUCUGCACAGUGCUCUUUGGGGGUUUAGGCUGGGUAUCUGUAUUGCACUUUGUGACAACUGCUGAUGUAAAAAGGGCUUUAUAAAAUAAAUGUGUUUGAUGUUAAUUUGAUUGAUUGAUGAUUGUUUUGCAAUGUGACAAGUAAUAUCUGCCAAGAGAGUAUAGAUAGAAGUCUGGCAUGUGAGUCUACCCACCGCCAUCAUUCCUGCCACUCAAAACCUCUCAGGUAGAUCAACUGGAGCAUAACCAGGCUGUAGAUUUCAAAGUGAAAUACGGAGGCUGUGUUGGGACAAAAUUAACCAGUUGUGUUCCCUUUCAGUUAUCUCAACUCAAACCAGAGCAUAUGACGAGUAUUGUUUCUAGCCCAUAGAAUUACAUAUAAAAUAGUAAUUAUAUAUGUGUCCAUUACUCAAACUUCCUCUUGAAGUAAAACAGAUAUUUACAGUCACCUGUGAUUAAAGUAAAUAAGUCUAGGAGUGUGAGGGUAAAUAAGUAUAGGAGUGUGAGGGUAAAAAAGUAUAGGAGUGUGAGGAUAAGUAGUCUAGGAGUGUGAGGGUAAAUAGUCUAGGAGUGUGAGGGUAAAUACGUCUAGGAGUGUGAGGGUAAAUAAGUAUAAGAAUGUGAGGGUAAGUAGUCUAGGAGUGUGAGGGUAGGUAGUCUAGGAGUGUGAGGGUAAGUAGUCUAGGAGUGUGAGGCUAAAUAGUCUAGGAGUGUUAGGGUAAGUAGUCUAGGAGUGUGAGGCUAAAUAGUAUAGGAGUGUGAGGGUAAGUAGUCUAGGAGUGUGAGGGUGAAUAGUCUAGGAGUGUGAGGGUAAGUAGUCUAGGAGUGUGAGGCUAAAUAGUCUAGGAGUGUGAGGGUAAGUAGUCUAGGAGUGUGAGGGUGAAUAGUCUAGGAGUGUGAGGUAAGUAGUCUAGGAGUGUGAGGCUAAAUAGUCUAGGGGGAGGUGUGUAGGGUGUGGAAUAGUCUAGGAGUGUGAGGGUAAUAGUCUAAUGGAGGGUGAUAGUCUAGGAUGUGAGGGUUGUCUGUAUAUUCAGCUAAUGUCUACCGAGGUGGGUUAUAGUAUAAGCUGUCGGGGGUUUCUAGGUGUGAGGUAAGAGUCUGACGCUCAGUAAAUUAAGUCUAGAGUUGUUAUUCUAGGAGUUGGGGUGAAUAUCAUAAGCUAGGGUAGAGAAUGUGUGUCUAAAUAGUCUAGAGGGCUAUUAAGUAGUGGAGUGUGAGAAAGCAGGAUGCUGGGGUAAUGUUAGGGUGUAGGGUGUGUCGGAGGGACGGUAUAGUGCGAGUCUGGGUUGUUGGAUAUGCAUAUAUUCUGGAGUGAUGUGAUAUUAGGGGUGAUUGAGAACAUCUUGAUUUGUUUUUUCAAGGGGUUUCAUCAGUAGUAUAACGAGAGUCUCUCGCAACGCUCCAAUGAAAUGUAAGUGUUACAUUUUCUAUCUUUAGGGAUGUUGUUUACCCUCUCAUAAAGCCAAGGCUAAGAAUGUGUGUUUUAAUCAUUGAGGGCUUUAAGAGGAAUGGAGAGAAGCAGAGCGACUGCUGGGCAUCUUUAUGGGUUAGUGGUGUGGGCGGGCACAAUGCCAGUCUGGGUUGUUGACAUCAUUACUAUUGCUGGCAUCAUUUGUAUUUAGGGGUGGCACCUUGAGAACACUUCGAUUUGUUUUUCAGGAGGGGCCAAUUGGUGGGAAUAAAAAUGUGAUUAGGACUAGUAGUAGCUUUUCAGUUGUAUAGAUCAUGAACGAAACCAAAUAAAGUUUAAAUCAAUUGAUACGACCACCUAAACUGAAUUGAUUUGUGAUUGUUGUAAAGUUACUCCAGACUUCACAACAAACUCAUUUCAUCUGAGGGGUAUAUUACAAAGCAGUUUCAAGGAGUUAGCCAACUAACUUUGAUAAACAAGCAGAAAUAACUGUUUUUCUGGUUCAUUAAGAAAGCUAAAUGUACAUGUAUGUGUUUUUGGUUGUUGAGAAAAUUAGACCAAGCCCAUUUCAAGGAUGUGUAGGCAAAUUAGCUGGCUAACUCCUUGAUCGUGCUUUGUAGUAUAGGUUGAGGUGGUUGCACCAUAGUUACUCCAGAGACUUCUUAUUGGCUGAAUUAUGCCUGUGCAUCCCACCAAUCCCACCUUAAGGUUUUACUUGCUAUGAUGUGGUUGUUUUACCUCCCUAAGUUGAAUGCACUGGUUGUAAGUCAUUAUUGAUGGGAGCAUCUGCUAAAUGACCUUCUUAUUUCCUGUAGCUGGGCAAUGUCCUGCGCAGCCCCUUCAUGAAGUUUGUGACCCAUGCCUCCUCCUUCAUUAUCUUCCUGUGCCUGCUGUUGUUCAACGCAUCGGACCGCUUCGAGGGCAUCAGCACCAUGCCAAACGUGACCGUCACUGACCACCCCAUGCAGAUCUACCGGGUCAAGACCACUGAAUUCAGCUGGACUGAGAUCCUCAUCAUGGUCUGGGUCACAGGUGAGAGAGGAUUUAUUUGUUUAACAUGUUAAGGACAUUCAUCAGAGUCAUGUUUCAGGGUGCAAAAAGAUCACUUAAAUAUUUCACCCUCUGAAUGGCACACACACAAUCCAUGUCUCAAUUGUCUCAAAGCUUAAAAAUCAUUAUUUAACCUGUCUCCUCCCCUUCAUCUACACUGAUUGAAGUAGAUUUAACAAGUGACAUCAAUAAGGGAUCAUAGCUUUCUCCUGGAUUCACCUGGUCAGUCUAUGUGGAACAAGCUCCCCCACAAUGCCAGGACGCCAGGACAGCAGAGUCACUGACCACCUUCCGGAGACACUUGAAACCCUACCUCUUUAAGGAAUACCUGGAAUAGUAUAACAGUAAUACUUCUACCCCCCCCCCCCCCCCCCCUCCCCACCCCCCCAUAAAUAAUAAUAAUAAUAAUAAUAAUAAUAAUAAUAAUAAUAAUAAUAAUAAUAAUAAUAAUAAUAAUAAUAAUAAUAAUAAUAAAAAUACAAUCAUAAUAGGGUGGUUGUCCCACUGGCUAUCCUUAGUUGAAUGCACCAAUUUGUAAGUUGCUCUGGAUAAGAGCGUCUGCUAAAUUACCUAAAUGUAAAUGUCAUGGAAACAGCCGGUGUUCCUAAUGUUUUGUACACUCAGUGUAUAUUUCCCAGGUAUCCCUUGAAAGCAGUGCCAAGUGUUACUGAGUGGACUAUCCUGGUUAGAUUCAAGUGUUACUGAGUGGACUAUCCUGGUUAGAUUCACAUUAAAUGAAACAUAUAUUGUUUUAUGUACUGUGCUCUAUUUAGAACAGUAAUCUCUUUUCAAUGUGCUCUGAAGGACCUAGCAUUUAAAAAACAGCAGCUGUAUGGAACAAUGGUCAGGAGAUUAUCUUGGCCUUUUCACAAUUAUACUGAUAUACAGUAUAUGGUAUAGUUAUAGACAGUAAUGAGCUUUUUAAAAUAAAAAGUUUCCAUAGCUUCCCUGGUCAGUUUUACUUAAUGCUUAGCAGCCAGACUGACCUAAACUGGAACGAGCAGUUGACAGUGCGUACUUGCGAGUGAGAGAAUCAGGUAACUCUCUGGGGAGGGGGAAAUCUGAUGAGAUUUUGGUGAGGAGCAGUCUUCAGUCCUCCUGCUGCUCCUGCAAGAUUGAAAUACUAAUUACGGUGACACAUCUGUAAAUUGACCCUCUCCUUCCUCUCCUCUACACAGCAGUCUCCAUUCUGUCCUCAGCAUGGGGAGGUUUCCAGGGUUGUGUUCAUUUGGCAUCAAAUGGAAGAAAAUGGACUGAUACAGGGAGGAACUACAAAACAUAAAAAAAUUGGUUUCCGUUGCAUUCCCUAAUGAACACGAUCUUCAUAUCGAGCCUGGUCGAGUUUGACGCCAUUGCAGAUGCAUCCCGUUUGGUCGGAUAGGGCAGAAACCAGACUGGUGAUUGGCCAGUAGAGGGAGCCACCCACAUUUUGGGAGGUUAUAUAUACUGGGGGGAAAAACGACGGAGGGGCAGAAAGCAUUGAGAUUCAUUUGGGACUGCUUCUCCGGACUUCGCGUGUCUGUACCUUAUGCUGUAACCUCGUGAUUUUUAAUAAAAGCCUUUGAACACGGUGCAGCUUAAGCAGACUCUUUGGUUGGCAGCAAUAGCCACCAGCAGCCGACGCGACACGACACCAGGAAGUGAUUAUAAUGAGUCACUACCGGCCUUUUGACAUGACCCAAGAGGUCCUCUGACCUUCAUUCACCAAACAACUAAAUGCAGGAUCAAAGGUCUCUAAGGAGGGAACAUUUCAUCAAUUUUCUCUCCCCCUUUGACAGAUUGAGUUAACGAAUCGAUGCAGUGACUAUAACUAUGUUCCAUCUUCUGAAUUUUUAAAAGCUAUAUUUUUUUGUUUAAAUGUUUUUUUAAAUCUUAUUUGUUUGGUGUUUUUUUUGGGGUGUAGAUCAGCUUUAAUAUUGCAGAUAGAUUGUAACUUCCAACAAUGUAAUUGUCAGCAUACUUCCAAUCCCCCAUAUGUUUUUUCUUCUCGCAAAUAUAUAUAUAUAUAUAUAUAUAUAUAUAUAUAUAUAUAUAUAUAUAUAUACACAUAUACAUACAUACACGUACAUAUACACAUACAUACAUAUAAAUACAUAUACAUAUCCUUUAAAAAAAUAUAUUUCCCUUUAUUACUUUCCAACCCCACAACCCCUUCCCUAAUUGGAGUAAACUAGUGAACAACAACGCUUAGGCCUCUACUUCCAGCUUAUACAUACUAAAUACAUUUUAUGGACACAGUCAAUUUUACAAUAAUUGUAUUUUGUUUGUUUUUACUCCUGAACUUCCUCUACCCUCAACCUCUCCGAUCAUUUUCAUGAUGUCCAUCCGGUUUGCUUCUACAGUUGAAGUCGGAAGUUUACAUACACCUUAGCCAAAUACAUUUAAACUCAGUUUUUCACAAUUCCUGACAUUUAAUCCUAGUAAGAAUUCCCUGUCUUAGGUCAGUUAGGAUCACCACUUUAUUUAAAAAAUUUGAAAUGUCAGAAUAAUAGUAGAGAAUGAUUUAUUUCAGCUUUUAUUUCUUUCAUCACGUUCCCAGUGGGUCAGAAGUUUACAUACACGCAAUUAGUAUUUGGUAGCAUUGCCUUUAAAUUGUUUAACUUGGGUCAAACAUUUCGGAUAGCCUUCCACAAGCUUCCCACAAUAAGUUGGGUGAAUUUUGGCCCAUUCCUCCUGAUAGAGCUGGUUUAACUGAGUCAGGUUUGUAGGCCUCCUUGCUCGCACACGCUUUUUCAGUUCUGCCCACACAUUUUCUAUAGGAUUGAGGUCAGGGCUUUGUGAUGGCCACUCCAAUACCUUGACUUUGUUGUCCUGAAGCCAUUUUGCUACAACUUUGGAAGUAUGCUUGGGGUCGUUGUCCAUUUGGAAGACCCAUUUGCGACCAAGCUUUAACUUCCUGACUGAUGUCUUGAGAUGUUGCUUCAAUAUAUUCACAUAAUUUUCCUUCCACAUGAUGCCAUCUAUUUUGUGAAGUGCACCAGUCCCUCCUGCAGCAAAGCACCCCCACAGCAUGAUGCUGCCAUCCCCUUUGCUGUUGUUCUGGGAUUGAUUUGCACUUUUCGCACCAAAGUACGUUCAUCUCUAGGAGAUAGAACGCGUCUCCUUCCUGAGCGGUAUGACGGCUGCGUGGUCCCAUGGUGUUUGUACUUGCGUAAUAUUGUUUGUACAGAUGAACGUGGUACCUUCAGGCGUUUGGAAAUUGCUCCCAAGGAUGAACCAGACUUGUGGAGGUCUACAAAAAAUGUUCUGAGUUAUUGGCUGAUUUAUUUUGAUUUUCCCAUGAUGUCAAGCCAAGAGGCACUGAGUUUGAAGAUAGGCCUUGAAAUACAUCCACAGGUACACCUCCAAUUGACUCAAAUUAUGUCAAUUAGCCUAUCAGAAGCUUCGAAAGCCAUGACAUCAUUUUCUGGAAUUUUCCAAGCUGUUUAAAGGCACAGUCAACUUAGUGUAUGUAAACUUCUGACCCACUGGAAUUGUGAUACAGUGAAUUAUAAGUGAAAUAAUCUGUCUGUAAACAAUUGUUGGAAAAAUUACUUGUGUCAUGCACAAAAUAGAUGUCCUUACCAACUUGCCUAAACUAUAGUUUGUUAACAAGAAAUGUUUAGAGUGGUUGAAAAACGAGUUUUAAUGACUCCAACCUAAGUGUACGUAAACUUUCGAUUUCAACUGUAUAUGCCAUAUCUUUCUAACUGUGCUCUUUCACAAAAUACUAUGACUUUUCAGAUCACCCAGUAGUGCUAUCUGCAGGGUUAGCUCCAGGUAAAUAUUGCAAUCCUUCAGCCAUUCCUGGACCUGUGUCCAAAAACAAGCUACAAAUGGACAGUACCAAAACAAAUGAUCUAAUGAUUCUGUCUCUUCGCAGCAAAAUCUGCAGAGCUGGGAAGAUUGUAUCUCCCAAAUAAAUAACAUUCUAUUGGUAGCAAGAAUUUUGUAUAAUAAUUUCAAUUGAAAAAUUAUACGUUUUGAAUCCAGUGUCGUUUUGCAUAUCAGUUCAUAAACACUAUGCCAUGGAAUCGGUACGUCAAAAAUCUCUUCCCAACUAUUUUGCAAUCUAUAUGGGACGGCUGUCAAUCCUUUGGUCCUUAAAUGAAACUGGUAUACUUUUUUAUUUAUCACAAUUUUCUUUAACCAAUUAUGUUCUUUAAUGCAGGGCCGACAGACAAGUUCUUACUUUUUCCUCCUUCCACUUUCCUCUUCCAUUUUUGCGGUAAUGCUACAAUUAUUUGGUUGUAAUUUUGGGUAGAGCAGACAUUUCCAUAUGUUUUUGUUAGCUGCAUGUGUGACAUAACUCCACCAGUCCUACCUAUGAUAUCAUUUACGAUUAUACCUUUUUUAAACAAUACCUUUUUUUUAUCAAUUAGUAUAUUUGAGUUUAACCACAAUAUUUGUUGCAUUAUUUGUUCUGUCAUUUCUGGAGGAUUAAAUUGAAAUUGCAACCAACUUUCUAUGGCUUGUUUUAGAAAUAGUGAUAUUUGGGAGAUUAUUUCCUUUUCAAAUAACUGAAAGUGAGAGGUUGUAAUCUGAAUAAAGGGAAAAAGGCCAUUCUUGAACAUGGGGUGAGACAAUCUUCCUAAUUUUCUAGAGAACCAGUUCGGAUUUAAGUAUAACUUUUGUAUGACUGAAGCUUUUAGUGAUAGGUCUAAUGCUUUAAUAUUUAAUCAUUUCUGUCUUCCGAAUUCAUAUUCAUUAUAUAAAUAGGUCCAUUAAUUUUGUCUGGCUUGCCAUUCCAAAUAAAAUGGAAUAUUCUUUCUCAUAUAUUUUAAAAAACUGUUCGCUAGGCGUAGGCAAGACCAUAAGCAAAUAGGUAAACUGGGAUAAUACUAAAGAGUUAAUCAGGGGGAUUUUUCCACAAAUAGACAGGUAUUUACCUUUCCAUGGUAGCAAGAUCUUAUCUAUUUUUGCUAACUUUCUAUUAACAUUUAUUGGAGUGAGAUCAUUUAUUUCAUUUGGGAUAUGUAUUCCGAGUAUAUCCACAUCACCAUCAGACCAUUUUAUUGGUAAACUACAUGAUAAUGUAAAGAUUGUGUUUUUUAGUGAUGCAAUACGUAAUAUAGUACAUUUAUCAUAAUUUGGUUGUAAUCCAGAGAGGUUAGAAAAUGUAUCUAGAUCCUCUAUGAGGUUGUGGAUUUAAAAGAAAACAUGAAUCAUCAGCGUACAAUGACACCUUUGUUUUUAAGCCCUGAUAUGAUUGCUGGAUCUGAUUUUAAUAGCUAACAUUUCGAUGGCCAUAAUAAAUAGAUAUGCCGAUAGUGGACAACCCCGUUUUACUCCUCUUGACAGUUUAAAACUAUCUGAGAAAUAGCCAUUAUUUACUAUUUUACACCUAGGGUUUACUAUACAUGAUUUUAACCCAUUUUAUAAGAGAUUCUCCAAAAUUGAAAUGCUCCAGGCAUUUAUAUAUAAACUCCAGUCGUACUUUAUCAAAUGCCUUUUCAAAGUCUGCUAUGUGUAGCAGGCCUGGUUUCCCAGAUUUUUCAUAGUGUUCUAUUGUUUCCAGUACUUGCCUUACAUUAUCUCCAAUGUAUCGUCCAUGUAAAAACUUGUCUGAUAAGAAUUAAUAAUGUUUGGCAAUACCUUUUGAAUUCUAUGCGCCAUACAUUUUGCUAGAAUCUUUGGAUCACAACACUGAAGUGUAAGGGGCCUCCAAUUUUUUUUAUGGAUUUAGAUCUUUAUAUUUCCCACUUGUAUCCUGUUUCAGUAAUAAUGAAAUCAGACCUUCUUCUUGAGUGUCUGAUAAUCUACCAUUUACAUAGGAGUGGUUAAAACAUGCUAAUAACGGUCCUCUGAGUAUAUCAAAAAAGGUUUGGUAUACCUCGACUGGUAUGCCAUCCAACCCUGGAGUUUUCCCGGACUUAAAGUCUUUAAUUGCAUCCAGAAGUUCCUCCUCUGUAAUUUCACCUUCACAUGAGUCAAUAGAAAAAAAUCCCUACAAUUAGCUUCAGUUAGAGGAGAUGGAGGCAACUGAAAUGAAAACAUAUGCUUAAAGUACUUUGCUUCCUCCUUCAAAAUAUAAUUUGGUGAAUCAUGGGUGACUCCGUCAUUUGUAACCAGUUGUAGUACAUUCUUUUUAUUAGCAUUUCUAUGUUGAAGAUUUAAAAAUAAUUUGGUGUAUUUUUCGAGUUUGCUUUAUCUUUAUAAUAUAUUACACUUGAUCUUUCUUGAAUACGUUUAUUUUUGUUUUUCCUCAAAAUUUAUUCUGAGCCUCUAUGUUACAGUUUUUAUUGCUAUCUAUCUGUUAUGUUAGACCUUCUAUUUCCUUUGUUAGUAUGGACUCUUUUGACCUAAAUUGCUUUUGUUUUUGAGAUGAGUACUGAACUGCAUGGCAUCCAAAGGCACAUUUAAAAGUGUCCCAAACAAUAAGGGGAUUUUCUGUACCUAUGUUAUGUUGGAAAAAAUCAGUUAUAAAUUCCUCUGUCCUAGUUAAAAACAAGUUAUCAUCCAAUAGGCUUUGAUUUAAUUUACAAUAUACUCGCCCACGUGGAAAUUCAUUAAGAGUAAUGUAUAUGCCAAUUAUAUGAUGGUCCGACCGCAUUCUGUCCCCUAUCAACACUUUUUAAACUUUUGGUGCCAAUGAGAAUGACAUAAGAAAGAAGUCAAGACAACUAGCUUGAUUGAGUCUCCGCCAUGUAUAUCUGACUAGGUCAGGAUAUUUAAUCCUCCAUAUAUCUACUAGUUCUAAUGUAUCCAUGACAUUCAUGAUUUCCUUAAGAGCAUGAGGGUGAUAAUUUGUAAUGUGAUUUCCUUUACGGUCCAUUGAGCUAUUUAAAACUGUAUUAUAAUCUCCCACCAUAAUAAUAGAGUCUUGUAUUGCUUGCAGGGUUGAUAAUUUAUUAUAUAUAUUGUCAAAGUGUGGAUCAUCAUUAUUUGAUCUGUAAAGGUUAAUGAACAUAUCUGUUUAUGGUCCAAUAACAUAUUUAAAAUCAUCCAUCUACCUUGCGGAUCUGUUUGGACAAUUUGUACAUUUGGAUCAAAAUUACUGUUAAUUAAUAUCAUCACCCCUUUAGAGUUUCUUUGCCCAUGGGAGAAGUAUAUUCCCUCCAAUUGUUCUCCACUAUUCCCCCUGCUAAAGCCCCUCCCCAUCCCAAGUUGGGUUGUCAUCCCAGCGAUCGGCAUACCACCCCCGUCCCCCCAGAUACCUAGGCCCCCCGAGAGGCCAGGACCCAUCCUUCGAAAACAGCACACAGUGCCACCCACAAAACAGAAGCAGGUCAACCGCCAAAAGCAUUUCCAAUGCUCUCAGCUCAAUAUAUAUAUAUAGCUAUUAAAAAUAUAUAUCUAUUCAAAUAUCUUGCAUAUCUUAAUUUCCAUCAUUAUCAAUUAAUAUGCGUAAUACUGUCGGCAGUUCAUGCGAAGGAUUGUUACCUAUAACCCGGAUUGCCAUUGUAUUACAUUACAUUUUUGUCAAUCAAUUAUUAUUUUAGCAAACAAUUAUUGUGGUUCAUCCUAUAUUCUCCCUAACAUCCUUACCCCCUAGCAACAGAUGUGGGAUACACACACACACACGCACAUACUCUAACACACUCAACCCCUUUCCUCCACAAUCAACCAUAAGCUCAGAUGCUCAACGGUUGUUACAUCCCAGAGCCCAACUCAAGAAUGGACCUGAUUUACGAAUGCAUAUACAGUUACAGCUGUUUGAGAAAGCAUGCAAGAUUGAGCAAAAAUUGACAAAAAUUUGAGAUUUAAUUAACCUAUUUCAAGUGCUAGGUGAUGGAGAUCAGAUCCACCCUCUUCCCCUGAGACACAAACACUCUGGUCCCCCGUUGUAACCAUUUUUCCCAAGCAUCUCCGUGCAGUCAGACCUUUGAUUAUUUUGUGCCACCAGGGCCUAAAUAAUAUGCCCCCUCUCUGAUUGUCAGAGUGUGACCCCCUCCCCAUGAGUUACUGCAGCCAGUGUUGCCAGCACUGCCACUACCUGGGUGGGGGGUACCCCACCGGAAUCCCCAUCGGCUAGGUACAAGGUCGUCAAGGUUCUCAUUAGAAGUUUUGAGAAUUUCCCUGUAUAUUAUGGUCUCCCAUCAGGGGGCUCUGGCUUUGUAGGACCAACCCUGCCAGGCAGCUAUGUUAGAGGUUUUAAUCUGUAGUGAUUCAAUGAAUGGCUUCAAAGGAACAGCUAGAUUCAGACAGUUGAUUUAAUAAACAAACUAACCAAUUUUCAGGCCCUGAAGGUGGUUCCAUUAGAUAGACAUUAGGUGGUUACUAAAUCAACACACUUCAGUCUCACUAUUGCCAGCCGAUUCAAUGACACUGUGGUCAUGUUCAUUAGGGCACGACAUAGCAAAUUUUUUUGCAACAGAAAACGAAAACGAGUGUUUCUCAGACUGUCCCUCCUCGUUUCAGACCGUUUUCUUUUGUUUCGUACCUAGUAAACACAACCCAUGUCCUCUUGUUGCUGUUUGCUCUGCAGGGAUGUUUCUCUCAGUUUCAGAACAUUUUAAUCUGUUUGGUGCCUAAUGAACACAACCCACGUCUUUGUUGCCUUUUACAGGGAUGAUGUGGUCUGAGUGUAAGGAGCUGUGGACCGAGGGGCCAAGGGAAUACAUCCAGCAGCUGUGGAACGUUCUGGACUUCGGCAUGCUCUCAAUCUUCAUCGCCGCUUUCACCGCCCGGUUCUUCGCCUUCCUCCAAGCCACCAGAGCCCAGCAGUAUGUCAACGAAAAGGUCCACGCUACUGAUCUCUCCCUAGUGACCCUACCCCCGGAGGUCAAAUACUUCACCUACGGUGAGAGAAGAGCUUCUGUAUUGAUUAUGUUCCUCAUGUCAGGAUGCAGAAUGAAUACACCCAUGACACAGUUAAGACAAGUAGGCAUCUUCCACACAUCUACAAAUACCACCACAAACUCAUUAUACCUAUCCACAUGGCCUGCAAGACGUGUAACGGUGUUAUCAAUGAUUAUGCUUAAGGCAAUACUACAGGCGCGCUAAUCUCAAGAAUCAUUAGAGAAUUAACGCAGGUCUAUCACCAAUCAUACUAAGCUCUAAUUAUCUAAUGGUGCACGGUGACACAUUUAAGUGCAACAUUAUAAAUCUGGUACACUGUACACACUCUAGUAUAUCGUUAGAACAUGCAAAAGGUCAACAAAAGGCCGGCAUUUAAAAUCACAUAAAUGCCUGUUUUUAAUUUGACAUAGAGAGCAUAAGUGGUAUGCAAAUAGUAGUAUUUUAUAGUCCUGUUUCAUUUAGUUUUACCUGAUAUUUACUGAGAAAUUAGGAGGUUUAUUGGUGCUUGUGUUGAUGAAUCCCAAAGAAACAAAAUACAAAUUUUAGGGGAAUUAUUAUGUAAUGACCAUUUACUGUGUUAUUUCAAAGCCUGCGAAGACCUAGUUAGUCUGUAAAACAAAGUGUAACCCAACCAUUGUGUAGAACAAUCAUAUAGCGCCAUGCAUUAAACACAUUGUACAUGUUGCUGUGAGUGAUAUGAAAACAACUGAGUGUUACACCUUCCUCCACGUAGCGAGGGACAAAUGGCUGCCAUCAGACCCCCAGCUGAUCUCAGAAGGACUAUACGCCAUCGCCGUGGUGCUGAGCUUCACACACAUCGCUUACAUCCUGCCGGCUAACGAGAGCUUCGGACCGCUCCAGAUCUCCCCUGGGCCGCACUGUCAAAGACAUCUUCAAGUUCAUGGUCCUGUUCAUCAUGGUCUUCCUGGCGUUCAUGAUCGGCAUGUUUAUCCUCUAUUCCUACUACUUGGGUGCGAAGGUCAACCCGGCAUUCACCACGUGAGUGAUUAUAGCAGACACUGUGACCACUUGAGGACACUUAUUAGAACAGACAUAUGGGGAGACACUUAUGGGGACAGUCUCAUUCAACUUGUGUAAGAGAAUGUUAAUUGAUGAGAUCUGGAGUCAGUAACAGGAACUGCUUCGUACACAGUCAGUAGGGAGGCUUUGUACACAUUCAACCUUACUGUUUUGUCCCCAAAGCCCCUGAAUUGAAUACACUCCUAAAAUAUGAGAAUACGAUUGAUACACAUCUACUGCCAUGAACCUAUCUACAUAAAACAUUUAAAAGUUCUCCAUUCAUGUAGGGAGCUCUUUUCUUCCUCUGAGUCCAAUCAAGCAGUGCUAGCCCAUUCAGUCUAUCAACUCAGUCAGUAUAGUGCAGUAUGAAGUAGGAAAUGGCCCACCUUGGACUCCAUUUCUAAGAGUGCCUCAAAACGGAAUUGUGACAGCUCAGAAAAAAUGGCUUAUUUCACAAUGGAGUGGAUUCCCUCCAAGGUUACUCUUUCCAAACGUGAGAAAAUGAAAUCCUUCCCAUUGUUAUGGUUAUUCUUUUCCUCAAUUGUCCAUAUUGUAUUUUAUUAGCCAAGUUGGCUUGGCAUAAAUGGAACACACACUUACAAAUGGAACACACACUCACAUAUCUAACAUUGCCAAGAUUCCCAAUGGUCAUUUCUGACCUUAACAAGGACAUCAGUGGAAUUCGUAUAACACAAACUAUCAAAUACAGUGACAUCACCUGAAAAAAUAAGAAUAAUUUCAUGGCCACAAUUCCCAUGAAGCUAUCCUUCAAUCUUGUUGUUCAUUUUCCUCAAAGUCACUUUGGCAACCAGAAUACUAUAUCCCAGGAUGAUGCCUCACUUUAGUAUCAAGCAAGACAUGCUAAGAUAUUUGCUUCAUUCCCCACACAUCAUAUAGCUACAUGUCUCCCCUUAUAAGUUAGGCUACACAUGAAGUGACUUCAUAAUCACAUCACUUUAUUUAAAGUAGCACUUUGUUAUCGCCUGUCACUUGGGCCAAAGCCAAAUGUAGUUUGUGGUCUCACUAGGGCACAGCCACAAACUAGAAACCCUUAGAUCUAAUCAGUCUGUUCUGUGACAUUCCGCUUCCUUCCUUGUCACCACAGGGUGGAGGAGAGCUUCAAGACUCUGUUCUGGUCUAUAUUUGGGCUGUCUGAGGUGUCUUCCGUGGUGCUCAAGUACAACCACAAGUUCAUCGAGAACAUCGGCUAUGUGCUCUACGGAAUCUACAACGUGACCAUGGUGGUGGUGUUGCUCAACAUGCUGAUCGCCAUGAUCAACAGCUCCUAUCAAGAGAUCGAGGUGAGUCACUGGUGUAGGGUGAAGUUACCCCAGCCUAGACCUUAUCUUGGGUCAGUUUAGCAUUUUCCCCACUUAAUGGUUAGGAUUGGGGGAGGGGAAGCAGAUCCUAGAUCUAUACCUAGGGGAAAACUUCAACCUGGGGGUGUGUUAGUGGCAUCUGUACACCUACCAUUUCAUUUGGAUAUAAUUAUAGGGAUAGUGUAUUUUGGGGUAAUCUGUUUGUUUUUGCUGUGGUUUUUCUAUAAUGCUGUAUGUAGCACAGUAUGCCCUAAGCACCUAUGCUCUGUUGUCUCUAACUGUGAAACAUCAGGGGGCCGGCUAUGAAUAGCUCUGAAAUCAAUCAUUUCAAGAUUAUCCUUGUUAUGGGAAUAUUUUUUGCUAUUUCCUACUUGCCUCAUAUGACCACAGUACAGCCGUGCUAAAGCCACAAUGAAUCACCCCCCCCCCCCCCCCCCUCAUGUAUUAUUGUUUUAAUCAAUUAUUUGGAGAUGAUCCAUGUUAUGUGUUGUGAGAAUUUCCUUUGGUAAUCCGCAACACAAGCUACAAGAGGUGACAUGAGGCCUCUGCUGUAAUUUCCUAUCAGAGAUAACAAUAGCUUGUGACUUUUCGAUGGCAGUAUUAGGCUAAUACUGUUGUCUCUCAUAGAUUAGACCUACAGCAAAUGAAGUAUUUGUAUUUGUAUUUAUUAUGGAUCCCCAUUAGCAGCAGCUACUCUUCCUGGGGUCUGGCAAAAUUAAGGCAGUUAUAAAAUUGUAAAAACAUUACAAUAAAUUCAUAACAUCCAAUGAGAGAGACAGAAGUGACCAGGUUAUCAUUAGUUCAAAUAGGUUUCUGAUAAUGGUGUUUGUAACACUUACUGAGCUAGCCUCACUAAGUCAAUCUCUUGACUUCCAGGGGGUGUUCACUCAGAGAGUGAAAUAACUCUGUUUAUCUCUCAGGAUGACGCGGACGUGGAGUGGAAGUUUGCACGCUCCAAACUGUGGCUGUCCUACUUUGACAACGGCAAGACGCUGCCUCCUCCCUUCAGCAUCGUUCCCACUCCCAAGUCCUUCUACCACCUCAUUAGGUGGAUAGUUGGCAUGCUGCAUUGCCGACGACGGAGCCUGAAGAAGGACGUCGAGCUGGGGAUGGACAGUUCGAAGUCCAGG
This is a messenger RNA of Coregonus sp. 'balchen', 15375 nucleotides long. The record is from the annotation of a GenBank genome assembly. NCBI's taxonomy places the organism in Eukaryota, Metazoa, Chordata, Actinopteri, Salmoniformes, Salmonidae.